AUGGCAACCAGACUCGAAACUCCCACCACAGACCCCGAGUGGGCUGCUCUCAUCUCGACAGUCAAAGACGAUCUACCCGAAGUACACACAGUCUACCACACGCCUCUCCCUGACGCCGUCGCUCGCAGCAUCGACCACACCCAGCUCGCCGUCGACGCAACAGCCUCACAAAUCGACACUCUCUGCAAGGAAGCCCAAGAACACAAAUUCGCAACCGUCUGCGUCCGUUUACCCUUUGUCUCCCGCGCCGCUGAGAACUUGCAAGAUUCCAAGAGUAAAGACGUUGGCAUCGCCUGCGUGGUUGGCUUCCACGAGGGCACCUACCCUACCAACGAAAAGGUUCAGGAAGCCACCAAAGCCAUCGCGGCGGGAGCAUCAGAGCUUGAUAUGGUACUGAACUGGCCGCAGCUCAAACAAGGCAAGUACACAGCCGUGUACGCAGACAUCCACGCUGUGCGCCGCGCCGCGCCGCGUCCCAGGACGAAAUUGAAAGUCAUUCUGGAGACCUCCCAGCUCACGCGGGAUGAGAUCAUUACGGGAUGUGUGAUUAGUGAUAUGGCAGGUGCGGAUUUCGUGAAGACGUCGACGGGGUUUAACGGUGCGGGGGCGAAUAUCGAAAAUGUGAGAUUGAUGCGGGAGGUUGUGGAUAUGCUUGCCAAUGGGUGCAAGGUGAAAGCCUCGGGAGGUAUUCGCACGGCAGAGGAUGCUGUUGAGAUGAUCAAGGCGGGCGCAUCGAGGAUUGGUGCGAGUGCUGGUGUUAAGAUCGUGAAUGAGCUGGCUGGUAAUGCUGUGCGGCCGAAUGCUUCGACGCCACUGGGUGGUACAAUAGGGGGAUAUUGA
This is a messenger RNA of Talaromyces proteolyticus, 840 nucleotides long. Its product is annotated as putative deoxyribose-phosphate aldolase. Gene Ontology annotation, molecular function: deoxyribose-phosphate aldolase activity. NCBI's taxonomy places the organism in Eukaryota, Fungi, Ascomycota, Eurotiomycetes, Eurotiales, Trichocomaceae. The record is from RefSeq and is a predicted model, not a curated record. Bases 1 to 840 code for a protein of 279 amino acids. Gene Ontology annotation, biological process: deoxyribonucleotide catabolic process; carbohydrate catabolic process. The transcript has a single exon. Gene Ontology annotation, cellular component: cytoplasm.